Molecule: messenger RNA, 1565 nt
Organism: Cannabis sativa
Lineage: Eukaryota; Viridiplantae; Streptophyta; Magnoliopsida; Rosales; Cannabaceae
Product: polygalacturonase inhibitor-like
Exons: 2
Coding region: 418-1425 (335 amino acids)
Molecular function (GO): protein binding
Source: RefSeq, a predicted model, not a curated record
AAUCAUAUAUAAAAUAUAACAGGGUAAUGAAUUUAUCUAAAUAAUAACCCCAGUUUAUACACUUAGGGCUAGUUUGGAACGUCCAAUACUUUUUUAAUUUCACUUCUAUUUGCAAAUACGUGGCAUCAGUUAAAUUUCACUUUAAACAUCAAUUGAUGCAACCAUUACCUACACAUAUUUUUAUUGGUCCAAAUACUUUUAAUUAUUCAAAUAUUAUAAAUUUUAUUUUAAAUAAUUUGAAUUGAAUGAUGAAAUUUAACCCAUACUUGGUUUGCAAAUAAAAGUGAAAUCAAGAAGAUAUUACCAAAAAAAAAUUAUAAACUAUAUUACUUGGGUUAUAUUACUCUUGAUGACGCAGCAAAAGACUUAUAUAAAUUAAACCAUUGCUGAAGCUCAUUUGCCACGCAACAAAACAAUAUGGAAACUCCAUUGUUAAACAGAUCCAUUGUGUCCCUCUUCUUUCUCUUCUUCAUGAUCAUCUUCCAACCUUCUUUCUCAGCAGAGCAAUGUAACCCUAAAGACAAGAGAGUUCUUCUCCGUAUGAAGAGAGCCUUGAAGAACCCUUCCGUCCUUGAUUCAUGGGACCCAAGCACAGACUGUUGCAACGAAUGGAAUAGUGUCACAUGCAACCACGAAACGCACCGUGUAAACUCCCUCACCAUCUCAGGCGGUCUCCAAGGCCAAAUCCCACGCCAGAUAGGUGACCUCUCUUUCCUCGAAACCCUAGUCCUUCUCAAACAUCGUAACUUGGGAGGUUCCAUCCCACCAACCAUAUCUAGACUCAAAAGGCUCAGCUACUUAACCAUCAGCUCCACCAACAUCUCUGGACCAAUACCGAACUUUCUUGGCCAGAUGAGGAGACUUCGUUCCAUCGAUCUUUCUUACAACACCCUAACUGGACCAAUCCCAAGCUCAUUGGCUCUCAUACCCAACCUCACAUCCCUCCACCUCAACCGAAACAAGCUGACCGGGCCAAUCCCAGCCUCUUUCGGGCAGUUUUCGGGAAGUGAUUUUGACUUACACCUCUCUCAUAAUCAACUGACCGGUAGAAUUCCGGCCUCAUUGGGCAACAAGCUUGACUUCAACGACGUGAACCUAUCACGGAACAGGCUCGAAGGAGAUGCAUCGUUUUUGUUCGGGCGAAGGAAAAGGAUUCGCGCUCUUGACUUGUCGAGGAACAUGUUGCAGUUCGAAUUGUCCAAGGUUAGGUUUCCCAGGACCUUAACAUGGCUGGACCUUAACCAUAACAGGAUCAAUGGGACCCUUCCGGCUGGGUUGACAAAACUGAAUUUUCAAAUGUUGAAUGUAAGUUAUAAUCGUCUGUGUGGGAGUAUUCCGCUAGGUGGGGAGCUACAGAGGCUAGGGUACACCUCAUAUUUCCAUAAUAGCUGCUUGUGUGGUGCACCACUUGGAGGCUGCAAGUAAUUAUUAAGUGUAGUUAAUUAGAUGGUUUGAUAUAUCUAAUAUUGUACUUAAGAGGCUGGGUACGUACGUACGUUAGUUUGGAGUUUGGAGAGUACUUGGUUUGAAAUGUAAGGAUUAAAAUAAAAAUCUUUUCUUUGCAA